CUCGUUUCUUAUGGAAUGCUUUAUAUUCCCUUACGCUUCGAGAAUCAUAAUGAAAAAUGUCUAAAUCAAACACUAUCUUCUAUGGGAUUUAUGAACGGAAGAUUUUAUUCCUCAUCUCUUCUGAAAUAUCCUUCAAUCAUGGCUGAAGAAAAUCAAGUUACUGUUCAAAUCGAAGAAAAUCAUGAACAUCAAGAAGAAGGGGAAGAUGCCGAAGCGGAGCUCGAGGCAAUGAAACAACGUGUAAAAGAAAUGGAAGAAGAAGCAGCAAAACUUCGCGAAAUGCAAGCUCAAGUUGAAAAGGAGAUGAAUUUAACUACAGAAGAAGACAAAGAAGCAAUUGAUGCUCGAUCAAUCUAUGUUGGCAAUGUGGAUUAUUCUGCAACUCCUGAAGAUUUACAGAAUCACUUUCAAUCAUGUGGUACAAUAAAUCGAGUCACAAUUCUUUGUGAUAAAUUUAGCGGUCAUCCUAAAGGAUAUGCAUACGUAGAGUUUGCUGAUCCUAGUUCAGUUGCUAAUGCAAUGUUGUUGGAUAAUACGGUGCUACGUGGACGUCCAAUUAAGGUUACUGCGAAACGUACAAACAUUCCUGGCUAUGCUAGAGGCAGGGGCGGUCGGGGUGCCCGCGCUAGCUGGCGAGGUGGAUUUUAUGGUCAUGGUGCUUACUUUGCUCCAACUUUCAGAGGUCGUGGAAGAGGACGACGAGCUACUGCUUUCGCACCCUAUUAA
Dentiscutata erythropus is the source of this 726-nucleotide messenger RNA. NCBI's taxonomy places the organism in Eukaryota, Fungi, Glomeromycota, Glomeromycetes, Diversisporales, Gigasporaceae. The record is from the annotation of a GenBank genome assembly.